Dermacentor albipictus is the source of this 4064-nucleotide messenger RNA. RefSeq names its product SPT16 homolog, facilitates chromatin remodeling subunit dre4 (gene dre4). Gene Ontology annotation, biological process: transcription elongation by RNA polymerase II. NCBI's taxonomy places the organism in Eukaryota, Metazoa, Arthropoda, Arachnida, Ixodida, Ixodidae. Gene Ontology annotation, molecular function: nucleosome binding. The record is from RefSeq and is a predicted model, not a curated record. Gene Ontology annotation, cellular component: FACT complex.
CAUUCUCGCGCCCGCUCGCGCUCAGUGCUCGCGCCAUUCGCAACCGACGAAUACCGCCAUUUGCUGGUGGUUGUUCACGCGAAAUGGCAAGUUUGACUGUGAAUAAAGAUACCUUUUACCGGCGGAUACGACGUUUGUACGCCGCAUGGAAGAAACCUGAUGACAAUUAUGCCUCAUUGGGUAAAAUGGAUGCCCUUGUUUCUGCUGUCGGAGUUGAUGAAGAGAUUGUGUACAGCAAGUCCACAGCUAUACAGACGUGGCUGUUUGGGUAUGAGCUGACGGACACCAUCAUGGUGCUAUGCGAGUCUGCUAUCUGCUUUCUGGCCAGCAAGAAAAAAGUUGAAUUUCUCAAGCAGUUGGAGUCUGGCAAAGAGAACGAGGCCCAAGCACCACCUAUCACCCUGCUUGUUCGGGAUAAGGCUGACAAAGACAAGGCUAACUUUGAAAAGCUGAUCGACGCCAUCAAGAAAAGCCGUAAUGGCAAAGUGGUUGGUGAAUUUAGCAAGGAUAAAUUUCCUGGUGAAUUUAUGGAUGCCUGGCGGUCUGCUAUUUCACCUGAAAAGUUUGACAUGGUGGACAUCAGUGCGGCUGUGGCUUAUGUGAUGGCUCCCAAGGAGGAGCAAGAAAUAGCUCUUACAAAGAAGGCAUGCCAAGUGACAGUGGAUGUGUAUGCCAAAUACUUGCGGGACCAGAUCAUGGAGAUAAUUGAUGCAGAUAAGAAAGUGAAACACUUCAAGCUUGCUGAGGGUGUGGAUCAGGCGUUCCAGGAGAAGAAAUACCUGGGUGGUGUGGAUCCAUCUCAAGUGGACUCCUGUUACCCGGCGAUCAUUCAGUCUGGUGGCAACUACAAUCUCAAGUUCAGCGUAGUCAGUGACAAGAAUACGUUGCACUUUGGGGCCAUCACUUGUGCAUUGGGGGCCCGUUACAAGUCUUACUGCUCCAACAUCGUCCGCACGCUGCUGGUAAAUCCUAGCCAAGAGCAGCAGGAUCUCUAUGACUUCUUGUUGCAACUUGAAGAAGAAGUGGUCCUUGAGAAGCUUCGAGAUGGAGUUAAGCUGUGCGAUGUGUUUGCAGCUGUAAUGGCACGCGUCAACAAGGACCACAAAGAGCUUGCCGACAAAAUGACUAAAAAUGUUGGGUUUGCAACUGGAAUCGAGUUUCGCGAGAGCUCCCUGGUGAUUCAGUCGAAGACCACGGCAGUUGCUCGUAAAGGUAUGGUCUUCAACAUCAACAUAGGCUUCUCUGGUCUUCAAUUGAAAGCAAGCGGCGAUGAAGGCAUCAAGACAUACGCACUUUUUAUUGGAGACACAGUCUUGGUAAAUGAGGGUCAGCCAGCAACAAUCUUGACAAACAGCAAGAAGAAGCUGAAGAACAUUGCCAUUUUCAUCAAGGAUGAGGAGGAGGAAGAGGAAGAGGAUGAAGAGGAGGAAAAGGAUGGCAAGAAGAAGCAAGAUGCACCGAUCUUGGGUCGUGGAGGUCGAAGAACAGCGAUCUUGGACUCUAAGCUCAGGACUGAACAGUCAGCAGAAGAGAAACGUCAGCAGAACCAAAAGUUGCUUGCAGAGCGCUUGAAUCAGGCAGCCAAAGACAGGCUGGCAUCACAGCGAGGUGUGCAAAAGGAUGAGAAAAUCCGGAAGUCAAAUGUUUCAUACAAGUCUGUGAAUCAGAUGCCAAAGGAACCAGAAGUCAAAGAGCUCAAAAUAUUUGUUGACAAGAAGUAUGAAACUGUGAUCUUGCCGAUAUUUGGUAUUCCAGUUCCCUACCACAUUUCCACUAUCAAGAACAUAUCACAAUCUGUUGAAGGGGACUACACCUAUCUCCGGAUAAACUUCUUUCACCCUGGUUCAGCCUUGGGUCGGAAUGAGGGCAAUAUAUUUCCGAAUCCAGAAGCCACAUUUCUGAAGGAAAUAACAUACCGAAGCACCAAUGUGAAGGAGCCAGGGGAGAUCUCUGCACCCUCAUCCAACCUGAACACAGCCUUCAGACUCAUCAAAGAAGUUCAAAAGAAAUUUAAGACGAGGGAAGCUGAGGAACGAGAGAAAGAGGGUAUAGUAAAGCAGGACACUCUUGUGCUAAGCUCAAACAAAGGAAAUCCCAAGCUCAAGGACCUGUACAUUCGGCCAAACAUCUACUCCAAGCGCAUUUCUGGCAUCUUGGAAGCGCACUCCAAUGGUUUCCGCUUCACUUCAGUGCGAGGUGACAAAGUUGACAUCUUGUACAACAACACCAAGCAUGCCUUUUUCCAGCCUUGUGAUGGGGAGAUGAUAAUCCUUCUCCACUUUACACUCAGGAAUGCCAUCAUGUUUGGCAAGAAGAAGCAUAAUGAUGUUCAGUUCUACACUGAAGUUGGAGAGAUCACUACAGAUUUGGGAAAACAUCAACACAUGCACGAUAGAGAUGAUCUUGCUGCAGAGCAGGCUGAGCGAGAAUUACGUCAAAAGCUCAAAACUGCCUUCAAGACCUUCUGUGAGAAAGUGGAGGCAGUUACCAAAGGAGAAAUUGAAUUCGACACACCCUUCCGGGACUUGGGCUUCCCUGGUGUACCUUAUCGCAGCACAGUACUCCUUCAACCAACCUCGGGCUGCUUAGUCAACUUGACGGAUUGGCCACCAUUCAUUGUUACCCUGGAAGAAGUGGAACUGGUUCAUUUUGAACGAGUGCAGUUUCACCUCAAGAACUUCGACAUGGUGUUCGUAUUCAAGGACUACCACAGGAAGUGUGCUAUGGUCAAUGCCGUCCCAAUGAACAUGCUUGACCAUGUGAAGGAGUGGCUCAAUUCAUGUGACAUCCGUUACACAGAAGGAAUUCAGAGUUUGAACUGGACCAAGAUAAUGAAGACAAUCACAGAUGACCCAGAGGGCUUCUUUGAGUCUGGUGGUUGGUCUUUCUUGGAUCCCGAGUCUGAUGGUGAAGACGGUGAUGGGGAUGAUGACUCUGAGGAAGAUGACCAGUACAAUCCAAGUGAAGAAGAAAACUCUGGUGAAGAUGAAUCCGACUCUGAUGAAGAGGACGACUCUGAAGACUAUUCAGCCUCUGAAGUCAGUGAAGAUGAAGAUUCCGUUGGUGGCGAGCUUGGCACCAGCGAGGAAAGUGGGAAAGACUGGUCUGAGCUUGAAGAAGAAGCUAGAGAAGCUGACAGAAACCGUAAUGAAUUUGAGGAUGAAUACACCAAACGCAAAGGUGGAAAGGGUUUGGACCGCAAACGUCCGGCUCAAGAUUCUCGUGGUCCAUCAUCCAAGGAUUCUCGUGGUCCGUCAUCUAAGGAUUCCCGAGGUCCAUCUAAGAAGGGCACUGCAAGCCCCCAGAAGAAUGGUAGCAGUGCUAAACGGCGGCGUGACUCUGACUCUAAGGGCUCUGAGCAGCGUAAGAAGCCGAAGAAGUGAGACUUCAGGUGCCAUCAUUUUCCUCAAGAGAAAAGGAGAGUGCUGGAAACAAUUAAAGGGUGGAGCCCUGUUCACUGUCAUGGGGUCAGCAGCCAUGCUCCAGGCAGUGGUGGUGUUGAACACAGUAUGAACGAGUUUCUUCACAGGACAUGCGUGUUCCUCAUUUUUAACCUUUCUUUUUAAUGCUGUGAUUGAAAUGCAGUGCUGGCUAUAGCACAGCAUACAUGUUUUCUAUACAUGACAUCACGUGUGUUCUACGUGUUUUGAACAUAACAUGUUCAUGCUGUGACCAGCUGGCCUGUGCUUUCUUUAGACCUGUAAAAUAGCUCUUGUAUGUGUCACCAUGUGAAGAGAGAUAGGUUUUGCCUGCUAUUCCUCUAGCAUGUGCAUGUUGCCAAUAUGCUGCACAUUCAACAUGUAACAUUUAAGUUAAGCUGCUUUGAAUCAGUGUACAUACAUUUGGACAAGGCGUGUUUGUUUUUCCUGCCCGUUUUUAUUCCCCUGUGAAUAAGCCACAAAGCAGUGAUUCAUCCUCAGAGGUUAGUUCAUAACAUUACAGAGCAAGUUGUGCGCCUGUUUUUAUGCUUCAUUUGCUGUUUGUAUGUGCACACUUAUCAUGGAGACUUAAGUUCAAUGUUGUGGUUUUACUUUAAAGAUCGAAAUAAAUGCUUUUGUAUUGGA